Messenger RNA from Ipomoea triloba (trilobed morning glory), 1144 nucleotides. RefSeq lists its product as uncharacterized. NCBI's taxonomy places the organism in Eukaryota, Viridiplantae, Streptophyta, Magnoliopsida, Solanales, Convolvulaceae. Gene Ontology annotation, biological process: cell migration; establishment or maintenance of cell polarity; actin filament bundle assembly. Gene Ontology annotation, cellular component: actin cytoskeleton; cytoplasm. The coding region runs from base 654 to 1082 and encodes 142 amino acids. The transcript is spliced from 4 exons. Gene Ontology annotation, molecular function: protein-macromolecule adaptor activity; actin filament binding. The record is from RefSeq and is a predicted model, not a curated record.
AGCCGCGAAGCCCUCCCGCCGAACCAGCCGCGAAGCAGUCGCGAAGUACAGUAGCUAUUUUUUUACUAAUAUUUUCUGUCUGUGUCUGCAUUCUUGAGAUUGCCUCGUUCAUUUAAUAAUGCAAUUUGGAAUUAUAUAUUCAUUAUCUGGGCAGAUAUCUGACUGUGUAUUCUUCUUUAUGGGGUUCUUUGUUGAGUUGGUUGAGUUACCAGGAAGGAUUACUGAGAUUCUCUCCUUUAUCUGUCCUCCAAUUUUGGGUUUUUGGAGGGUUUAAAUAGUGUUUUGUCCUUAUUUCCGGAUUUUUCCUCCUAUACAGAUGCUUUGAUGAGAUUGUGGCUCUGCAUUCUCCAUGGAAAUUGUUUUCUGUAAAUGGGUCUGUGCUUUUCUGCUGUGCUGCUCUCCCAUCUUUUCUAUUGGGCACUCAGGUUUGGUCUGUCACUUGUUAUUUUCUUGAUUGAUAUGUCUUUUCUAGCUUUGAAGAUUAUAGUUGUUGAAAUUUGAUCAAAAUGUAACAUAAUUCAGUUCUUGGUUUGCUGUGUUAAUUGGAGGGAUUGCAUGGAAGUUCAAAAGUAAGAGGAGUGAACUUAGGUGGAUGGUUGGUGAUAGAAGGGUGGAUAAAGCCUUCUCUGUUUGAUGAUAUUCCCAAUGGAGACAUGCUUGAUGGUACCGAGGUCCAAUUCAAAUCUGUCACUUUGCAGAAGUAUAUUUCCGCGGAGAAUGGGGGUGGCUCGGGUGUUACUGUGGAUAAAGAUACGCCUUUAUCAUGGGAAACAUUUAGAUUAUGGAGAGUAUCAGAAUCAAUCUUUCAGUUCCGAUCAACCAAGGGACAAUUUCUAUCGUGCAAUGAUAACGGAGGCAAUGUGACUGCAACUGUGCAAUCGCCUUCUGAUUCAGAGACGUUUUAUGUUGAAAGGAACUAUAACAAUAGAGUUCACAUCAAACUCAAAAAUGGAGGUUAUUUGCAGGCCUCGAAAGACAACCAGCUCACAGCAGACUAUCCAGGGACACCGGGUUGGGAUGAUAAUGCUGCCACAUUUCAAAUGACAAUUGCGUCGAAUAAUUAUCAUAGGAACAUUAGCUAGUAUGUGAAAUAGUAAUGUGAUGUAUUGCUUUUAUUGAUUCGGUACAAAGUUUGGCAUAAUAU